AUGUGGAUCAACUCCUCCGGUUCGGGUGUAUUGGUAAACAUAGCAGUCAUCGACAUCUCUGUCAUCUCGUCAGAUAUCUCCAAAUCCUCAGGAACACUUUGUGACAAAACCGAUUUCGUACUGCGUUUCGCCGGAGUGGGCCGAUCCGCUGGAAUGGGUCUCUCAGGUAGUGAACCUAUGGGGUCAACUGGAAAGUUCAAGCGUGGGGCAAAACCAGAAAGUGACGGUUCUAGGAUUGGGUUUACCGCCGCCAAGGACUCAAGUAGAACAUUCCAGUGGAGUUCUGGCUGGAGCAAAAAAUCUUUCCAAUCGAACACUGUAAUAGGUAAAAGUGUCCCCCAGGUGGCGCUGAUAUGGCUCCUACAAAAAAAUGUGGUGUCGUCAGUGAUAAUCGGUGCAACCUCAAUCAAACAAUUGGAAGACAACAUGGGAGCCGGUAAAGGCUGGGCGCUUACCACGAAGGAGAUGGAUGAACUAGAUAAAGCUUCAAGCGUGGAUCUGCCUUAUCCCUACGAGGUGGUAUUCCGAAUCAAUAACGACAGGAAGAACCCAUUCCUCGGAACGUUGUUUGCGGAAAAUAUACAAUAG
This is a messenger RNA of Mizuhopecten yessoensis (Yesso scallop), 588 nucleotides long. RefSeq lists its product as uncharacterized. NCBI's taxonomy places the organism in Eukaryota, Metazoa, Mollusca, Bivalvia, Pectinida, Pectinidae. The transcript has 5 exons. Bases 1 to 588 code for a protein of 195 amino acids. The record is from RefSeq and is a predicted model, not a curated record.